Molecule: messenger RNA, 2358 nt
Organism: Drosophila navojoa
Lineage: Eukaryota; Metazoa; Arthropoda; Insecta; Diptera; Drosophilidae
Product: Phosphoenolpyruvate carboxykinase 2
Biological process (GO): response to starvation; propionate catabolic process; cellular response to glucose stimulus
Cellular component (GO): cytosol
Molecular function (GO): manganese ion binding; phosphoenolpyruvate carboxykinase (GTP) activity; GTP binding
Source: RefSeq, a predicted model, not a curated record
GCAGCAACAAGUGCCCCGACAGCAGCAGCAGCAGCAACAGUUGUUGAAGCGCAACAAGUGCCACGCGUAGACCGAGACCGAGAAAGGGAGAGAGGAAAAGAGUGAGAGAGCGAAGGGAGCUGAGAAAAAUUGCCAGAGCUAAAAGCCCGCCACGUCUCUUCAAUUAGCUCUGCUGCAGUUUUAUUUAAAUAUAAAUUCGCAUUAAGGCAUCCGCAAAUUGAUCAAAUUAAACAACGAAAUAAAUUCAUUAAACGCAAUUCAAUUGGCAGCCGCAACAGCUGAGCGAAAGAAAGCAAGGAAACGUGUAAAAAGUAAAAGGCGACAAGGAAAAAGGGAAAACCACAAUACGUGCAAAUGCUGUUCAAAGGCGUACAACUGCUGCGCGGCGGAUUGGCCUCUCCGCCCAAGUGCUACAAUUUUCGGCUCGUCUGCCGUUCGCUGUCCGUGCAAUAUGGCGACGUGAAGACACUGACGCCCGCUGUCCGGGAGUAUGUGGACAAGUGUGUGAAUCUGUGCCAACCGGACCGGGUGCACAUCUGCGAUGGCAGCGCCGCGGAGAGCAAGCUGCUGCAAGGCUUGAUGCUGAAGCAGGGCACAAUCCUGCCACUGCCCAAGUACACGAACUGCUGGCUGGCACGCACCAACCCAGCCGAUGUGGCUCGCGUGGAAUCCAAGACGUUCAUCAGCACGGAACGCAAGGAGGAGACGGUGCCAGUUACGCCAAACGCCACGCCCGGAACCCUUGGCAAUUGGAUCUCUGAUGCGGAUCUGAAGGCCGCCAUUGCCGAGCGUUUCCCUGGCAGCAUGAAAGGUCGUACCAUGUACGUCAUACCCUUUAGCAUGGGGCCCGUGGGCUCGCCUCUCUCCAAAAUAGGCAUUGAGAUCACCGACUCUCCCUACGUGGUAGAGUCCAUGAAGAUUAUGACGCGUGCAGGCGCUCCAGUGCUGGACGUGCUGCAGCAGGGCGACGGCCAGUUCGUCAAGUGCCUACACUCAGUUGGCACUCCAGCCAGUGGCGUGCAGGCUCAGGCCUCGUGGCCAUGUGAUCCAGAACGCACCAUAAUCCUCCAUAAGCCAGCCGAGAACGAGAUCGUUUCCUAUGGCUCCGGCUAUGGAGGCAACUCGCUGCUGGGCAAGAAGUGCUUUGCUCUGCGCAUCGGCAGCACCAUUGCCAAGCGCGAGGGCUGGCUGGCCGAGCAUAUGUUGAUUCUGGGCAUCACCAAUCCGCAGGGCAAAAAGAUCUACGUGGCAGCCGCUUUCCCUUCGGCUUGCGGCAAGACCAAUCUGGCCAUGAUGACGCCCACUCUGCCGGGCUACAAGGUGGAGUGCGUGGGCGACGACAUCGCCUGGAUGAAGUUCGACUCGCAGGGUGUGCUGCGAGCCAUCAAUCCCGAGAACGGCUUCUUCGGCGUGGCCCCUGGCACCUCGCGUGCCACCAAUCCCAUUGCCAUGGACACCAUCUUCCGCAACACGGUAUUCACCAACGUGGCCUCCACGUCGGAUGGCGGCGUCUACUGGGAGGGCAUGGACGCCUCUCAGUUGGGCAAUGUCACGGUCACCGACUGGCUGGGCAAACUCUGGUCGGCGGAGUCGGGCAAGCCGGCUGCGCAUCCCAACUCUCGCUUCUGCACGCCUGCUGCUCAGUGCCCAAUCAUUGAUCCCGCCUGGGAGGACAGCGCAGGAGUUCCCAUAUCAGCGAUUCUGUUCGGCGGUCGCCGACCCGCUGGCGUUCCCUUGGUCUACGAGGCGCGCGACUGGGCACAUGGCGUCUUUAUAGGGGCUGCCAUGCGCAGCGAGGCAACUGCUGCCGCCGAGCACAAGGCCAAGGUGAUCAUGCACGAUCCCUUCGCGAUGCGUCCUUUCUUUGGCUACAAUUUCGGCAACUAUCUCGCCCACUGGUUGAGCAUGGAGCAGCGCGGAAAGGUGCCCAAGAUCUUCCACGUGAACUGGUUCCGCAAGAGCGAUGAGGGAAAAUUCUUGUGGCCAGGAUUUGGUGAUAAUUCCCGAGUGCUGGACUGGAUCUUCCGACGUGUGGAAGGCGAGAAAUGCUACGAGGAGUCGCCAAUCGGGCUGCUCCCUAGUCAGGGUGCACUGAAUGUUGAGGGCGUGGAGGGCAAUGUGGAUCUCAAGCAGUUGUUCGAUCUGCCCAAAGACUUUUGGCAGCAGGAGGCCAGAGAGAUCGAGCAGUACUUCCAGGACCAAGUGGGUGACUAUUUGCCACGCCCCGUCGCAGACCAGCUGACAGAACUGAAGAAGCGUGUGGCCAACAUGUGAUGUGGAUAAUCGCUCCAUUCUGUGCGGUUUCAUAGGUUAUUCCUAAUCUUAGUUUAAUAAACUCUCAUAAAAACCAGCAAAAAA